AUGAAUAUAGAGGACUUCCUAAAAUUCAACAACUUAAGCUUAUCCAAAGAUAAAAUAGCAAACAGCCUCCAAGGCAACAAAAUCGGCAUCCUCAUAACCAAUUUGGGCAGCCCCGCGAAGCCGACUUACUGGGCGCUGUACAAAUAUUUGGCUAAGUUCCUGGGCGACCCGCGAGUUGUCAAGCUGAAUCGCUUUUUGUGGCUGCCCGUGCUCUACGGCUACGUACUGCCCUUCCGCAGUGGAAAGUCCCUAUCCAAAUAUAAAAAUGUGUGGACAGAGGAGGGGUCCCCUCUAUGCGUGAACACGCACAACCAGUGCGCGGCGCUGAAGGAGCGUCUAUUUGCAAAGUAUAACGACAAAGUUGCCAUCACCUACGGAAUGCGGUACGGAGAGAGGUCCAUAAAAAGGGCACUGAGCUAUUUGAAGGGCAAAAACAUAAACAAGCUUCUAGUAGUGCCCCUCUACCCCCAAUCGGCCGAAUGCACAGUGGCAUCCACACUUGACUGCAUAGGAGAAAAUUUAAAAAAUUGGAAUAACAUCCCAGAGUUGCGGUUCCUAUCGGGAUACUGUCUAAAUGAAAAGUACCUAAACAGUAUGACCGAGUGUAUUCAAAAUUUUUGGAAAAAAAACGGAAGGGGAAACAAAUUAAUCAUAUCCUACCAUUCCAUACCCACCAAAACGGUGGAGGAUGGAGAUCUCUAUCCUUUUUUUUGUAUCGAAAGUACAAACCAGUUGAUUAAAAAGCUGAACCUUCGGAAGGAAGAUUACCUUUUGGCUUUCCAAUCGAGAAUAGAAGGCCAGAAAUGGAUACAGCCAUGUAUCGAAAAUAUUUUAAAGCAGUUGUCUUCUGAUGGCUGUGAUGUGGUUGAUGUGGUUUGCCCAUCCUUUUCCGCUGACUGCUUGGAGACACUAGAAGAAAUUGAAAUAACCUAUCGGCAGCAGUUCCUUCAGUAUGGCAAUGGACGUCUGCGAUAUAUCAGCUGCUUAAAUUAUUCCAAAGUGGGCAUUGAUUUUCUCAUGGGCAUUAUUGAGGAGAACAUGGUGGGAUGGUAGGUAGGCAGGCAAUCUGCUUGCCCAUCCGUCAUCUUUCCACCACAUGUCCCAUUUGAUUCAUCCCAACGGUACAGAGAUAUAUGUAUACUGUGCCUGCAUAUACAUUUGCAUAUUUCCAACGGGGGGUCCACACCCCUACCCCUUGCUGCAUACAUCAGCAGUGCAAAAAAAAAAAAAAAUGUACACAGCUGGGUAUGCACAUCACGGGGAUUUUCUCCCCCCUAUUGGCCACCCAUUUUUCAUUUGGCUAAAAAUUAAAAAAAUUAUAAAAAGGGAGCACAAAAUGGUGACUCCCACAAAAUGGGAACUCCCACAAAAUGGGAACUCCACAAAAUGGUAACCUCCACAAAGUGCUUUUUGCUUACCAGUUACACGAUUUUUUUUUUUUUCGCACCCCAUUUGCUGUGCAAAUGCAGGAAUGCCAACAUUUGUCGUUAAUUUUUCCCUCCCCACAAUUUUAACAACGCCUGCUCGCAUGCAUCCUUACCCCCGCGCGGAGCAGUAUAUACGUAGGUAAUAUACGUUUUAUUUAAAAAAAUGCCUCUUGGAAAUCCCCCGCGUUGCGUCAUUUGUGGCUACAUAAAACGCCCCUUCUGGUGAGCACUACGCAAAGUGGGGAGAAAGCUAAGAUGCAUUUGGAUUUGCAACUUGCCAAGGAUAGGCCGACUUUAUACCGUCGUAGAAAC
This is a messenger RNA of Plasmodium vivax (malaria parasite P. vivax), 1739 nucleotides long. Its product is annotated as ferrochelatase, putative. Gene Ontology annotation, biological process: heme biosynthetic process. Lineage: Eukaryota; Apicomplexa; Aconoidasida; Haemosporida; Plasmodiidae. The record is from RefSeq and is a predicted model, not a curated record. The transcript has 4 exons. Gene Ontology annotation, molecular function: protoporphyrin ferrochelatase activity. The coding region runs from base 1 to 1053 and encodes 350 amino acids.